This is a messenger RNA of Brassica rapa (field mustard), 10507 nucleotides long. RefSeq lists its product as uncharacterized. NCBI's taxonomy places the organism in Eukaryota, Viridiplantae, Streptophyta, Magnoliopsida, Brassicales, Brassicaceae. The record is from RefSeq and is a predicted model, not a curated record.
CAGUUAAUGCUGUCUUUCCGACAGAAUCUGUAUUGUGGGGGUUCACGUGGAAUUUCAACAUUGGAACAUUCAAACGCAUCUCAAUCUUGUAGGGUUCUUAUCUUGUUUUCUUACAUGAUCAUUACCAUCACACGUUGUUGCUUGAUCGUUUUCCCCAUCAAGGUCAAUGCUGCAAAAUCAACCGAAGAUGUGUUUUGAGGAAGUCAAAGAUGUAUUUGCAUCUUAUACUCAUCCAAACAAACAGUUUUCGGUAUAGUCCUCUUACGGAUUUUGUGUAUUAGUUAUCAUCAGUGCUUGGUUUGGCCUCUAUAUUUGUCACCAUCACAGACUAGUCUCGCCGAACAAAACAAAAGACAGACUUCCAAGUCCACUUGCCUUUUCGUGUACGUUGGGUUUAUAAAUGUGUGCUUAUGUAUAUGCAAGUAUCUCUACAUUUUAGAUGUUUGCAUUAUGACACAGCCACAUAAUAUUCAUAGAUUGGCCCAUGAACACUUUGCCUUCAUCUGAUUAUGUAUCCAAGUUUCGCUCACAUCAGCCAGCCCAAUCCCACUAAUGUAAUAAUAUCUUCGAUCUUGUUAUUUACACUCCUCCUUUAGUCCCCUCAAAAACAUUACACAUUCAUUGCAUUUAUUACUAAUUAUAUGCAUUUAAGAUUACAAGUAUAUCAAAUCCACUAUAAUCUAAAAAAUUCAUAUAAUUAGCAAAACCUAUGCAAUGAAUGUGGACUCUGAACAGAAACACCAUGAGUGGUUCUUAUUGAUUGCUAUAAAUUACGGACUUUUACAAUUUGGACUGAUAUGAUCCUUUUUUAAAUAUUUUCUUGUAUUUUUCCAAAGUUAGAAAAAGGCAAGUCGAUGACGCAGCUAAGCAUAAGAAGAAAAAAAGGACCGAAACAACCAAGAAACUCACGUGGAAAUCACUACAUGUGACACAUUUUGUUAAAAGAUGACAAAGAUCUUCCUUACAGAUUUGUGUGUGUUUGUUUAUUCCAGUUUGAGAGAGGAUACUGAUGAUAGCGUUUGCUUUGUCGGUAUAUCAUUUAGGGUUUUUUGCGUUCGGCAGCAUCUCAAGUCAAUUAUAGACCAAAGACAUCGACUUAUCAAUCAUAUAUGCUUGCCUUUCUCUUUCCAGCGUGCCUCCAAUCUGAUAUAUAAAUGAAUGUUGCACACGUAUAUAUAUAUGCCUUGAGUUAUUUAUUUAUACAUUUUUUUUUUGAUAAUUUUGAUGUGAUCCCAAAGGCUUUUUAGGUCCAAGAACUAAUCACCAAAAAGCCCAUAAAAUCCGGAUUUUCUUGCCAAUUAAAACAUCUAUGAGUGGUCAAAGAAAAUCGAAUCUAGGGUGGAAACUCCAACUGUACUCUUUAAGCCAAAACCACUUGGUUAUAAUUCUUAUAUCUUCAUGUUAAUAAUUCGAACCUAUUUCCUGUUUCGGGAUGAUUAAUAUAUAAAUAUUUAUUAGAAAAUGUUAAUAAUUCUAGAAAUAUUUAAGAAUGAACAGAGAAGUCCGAAAUAAUUUAUUAAGGAAUUAGGGGUUAUGGACUCCACGCUUUCCAGGCUUUCAUGCAAGUGGUAUACAUACUUGCUGCCGAUGGGAUAUAUAUUUAUUUUAUUACUUAAUCACUUUUUUGUCAGCUUCACUUUAAGAAACCGAAAACAUGUGUUUAGACCAUGAUCAAUGGGGUCUCUCAAAAAGAAGGCUAUUUUAGUGUAAUUAGGAAUUAAAAAAAAUAGUUUUUAACUAAAAAACACUAAAAAAACAUAUCAUAAAUAAGAGAUAUAAAAUACAUCUCUAGCAGAAAAAUGUUAAAUCAUGUUCUAAGAACUUUAUUAGAAUCUCUCUCGUUAAUUACGCUCUUAUGUAUCAGUAUCAGCCAUGUGUAAAAAAAAACAGGACUGGUUAUUAAUUACUUUUGAUAUAUAGCUUAUGCAAGUGGUAAUCGCGUUUAAUCAAAAAAAAAGUGGCAACCGAUAGCAGUUACUAUUUGAAAUUAGUUUUCAUAAUCAACAGAUGCAUUAACUAGGGAUUCAUAUGAAACCAUUUUAUUUUAUUUUUGUCAACGAAACCAUUUCAUUUAUCAAAGGAAUCCGAAUAACUAAUUGACUCGCAUUAUAUAUCGACCACCCUCCUUCUAUACGUUAAUGUUAUACUAUAGUUAUAUAAGAAAAGAGUGAUGGUAAAAAAUCAAUCUCUCGACACCAAUAGAACAAAGAAUAUAUUUUAUUUUCACUAAUUAAUAAGUAUGUCAUGAUUGUAUAUAUGUAUGCAUGUGUAGCCGUAUAUGUUCAUACUAAUUGAAGAUACGAUGUAAGUGGUAAAGAGAGAGAGAUAGAGGACAAAACAAAGUGGAAUCCGAAUCUCUCUCACUCACCUCUGAUCUUUUCCCAAACGGCUCGAGCACUAGUCGUUGUCGCCAAAUCCUUACCACGUACAACCUAAUGCUAAACAACAAAAUUCAAUAAUACUAGUCUAAGAAAAUUAACUAGACACUUAUCACAUAUGUAUUUCUGAUAAUAGAAAUUUAAAAAUUUAUGAAGCUCGGCCCUAGUCGUUCAACGAUAUCACUAUACUCCAUACGAGUGAUUAAUUAUAUCCUUUAUAUUUCUCGUUAGCGUCUAACACGUGAUUUUAGAUUUGAAAACUAGUUGGUGUUUCGACUUAUGAUUUCCGAUUACUAUAAUAAUGCAAUAGCCUUUUAAGCAAAAAAAAAAAGUAAAAUAAUGUUACACCAAAAAAAAAAAGUAAAAUAAUGCAAUAGACCUAGCACUUUGUGUUUCAAUUAUUAUUAUUUUUCAAUUAUAUUACAUUAUGUUUUCUCAAUACUGAAGAAUAAAAGUAUGAUGGUUCUUUUGACGUUUAUAUUUGUGUUUGCAUUCUUGAACUCUCAUGUUAUAAUAUCCUAAUCAUUAAAAAUAAAACAUAGGAACAUAGCCCCUAUAGCUCAGUUGUAUUUCUCGGAAAAUAAAAUAAGCUCUGAAAACAAUACCUUCCUUUCCUCGUUAUUUCAAAAAAAGAAAGAAUAAUAAAAUAAAAUAACAAACAUGUGGCCUGACAUUCUUCACUAGCACUAACAUCACUUUUUCCUUGACGCGUUUAACCCAUCAAGUGAGACGCAUUACAAAUAAUGAAAAGAAAGUAGAGUGAGUGAUUAGUGUAUGGAGAUGUGCAAGAGGAAUAGAUGUCACUGUCUUCACAAUGGAGAAAAAUUACAUUCAAUCAAAAUAAAGUUUGUUUCACUCAUCUUUCACGUCCCAUCCUUUUCCUCGUUUUGUUUCCACAAAAACAUAUUUAUAAUUAUUAAUUUUCAGACAAUUUAAAAAAUGCGAAUGGGCGUGUCGUAAGGGGCGGAUUUGCCGUGAAUUUUGGUGAUCACAGCCACUUUCAUGUCACUAUAUCGUAACAAAAUUGAGCAUAUAGACGUUUGAAGUAAACCCAUUGUCCCAUAUCGUCUUGUUAGUUGUCUUUUUUUUUUUUGACACACUAUUUUUCAUGCGUUAAUAAUGCCCUUUUGAAAUCUUUUCUUAAAGAUCAUAUGUAUAUACCAUUCAAGAUCAUAUCAAUGGUGUGGAUAUAUUCCUGGAAGCCGAGUUGAAGAAAACAAAAUUAAAACACCUCACAUGUGGUUACAUCACAGUCCUUCAACACCAAACUUUUAUAUAUGUACGACUCUAUAUGACACUCUUUAGAAUGGAUACAUUGAGUAGUGAUAGGUGAAUGUACGAUCGGAAUAAAUUGUACAAUCCAAGAGGUUAUCUUCAAAGAUUGUUUCCCCAUUAAGAAGAUUGUUUCUUUAAUUAGAAUAAGUGGAAGGUAGACAUCUCCUCCUAAAAUCAAGUAUACUAAUCCACGGCUAGGGGUGGGCAUAUUGGUUUAGUUUUGGGUUCAGUUUGGUUUGGUUAAUUUGGGUAAAAUUCAACCCAAUCAAAACCGAAGUAGUAUGGGUUUGGUUUUGGGUUUAGUUUGAUUUGGUUUAGUUCGGUUUUUUGUUUAGAUUUAGUUCGAUUCACUUUAUUAUAGUUUAGUAUUGUUCGGUGUUAUAAAAUGUGUUGGUAUUAGUUUGAUUAAAAGACUAUUUGUAUCUACCUUCGGUUUUUAUUGAUCCUAGAAAAACUUAUGUUAGACAAUCUUAUUUUUAGACAAUGAAAAUUGAAGAAUCUAUGAUGGAUCGAAACGUCGACACAAACUUAGAUGCUUUUGGUUUUUAGGUUUUGUUUUUAGUACAAUCUCUAGGUAUUACACAUUAUGAUUAUAAUUAUAGAAUAUAUAUAAUAGUAUUAUUUGCAAUCAUAUUUGAGAACUUAAAAGAAUAUAAAAAUUAAGAAAAAAAGAAAAACGGAAUUUUUACUAAAUAUUUCAUAUGUUAAUCCUAAUGUGUUAUUUAUUAAUAGAUAAAAACAUUUUGGGUUAUCGGUUUGUUCUUUGUAAAACCAAACCAAACCAUUCAAGUUGAAUAAAACAUGAACCAAUUGGGUUAUGUAAAAAAUACGGUUUGGUUUGGUUGGAUUGGUUCAGUUUCUUUUUUUUUCACUCCUAGUAAUUGAUAGAAUGUAUUGAUUAUACAAGUAGAUUAUUGUUCACAAUAAAUGGAAGGCAUAUACUACUUGGUUAUAGAAAACCACAUCCAUUUAUCCGUGUAUAAUGAAGUCUGAAUGUCUGAUCACGAAGAGGAAUAUUAUUGGUGUAUUAAGACUUAAAAAUUCGCCUAAUAAUUUUAUUCAUUUUUUUUGUUCACAAAAAUAUUCAUUCAUUUGAAGUUUAAAACCAGCAUAGUUAUCUAACACUACUAAAAGCAAAAUAAGAAGAGCAUACAGGCUAUCCACGUCGGAUUUUUUAUUUGGCCAAUCAGGUUCUUUUUUUUUUACACGUCAGACUCGGGUUUGCCUUUUGCCCGAAGUCGAGUAAGAGAUUUCGUGGGCUUCUGAUUUCUCUUUGGGCUUUAAGUUUGAUUCGGGCUUCUUUGUGUUUUUUGUGUAUCGCGAGGAGAAUCAUUUAGGUGAGCCGACAUCUAAACGAGAAGCUUCUCCUCACCAUUACCGCUUCGUGUUCUUCGAUCAAAAAGAGAACCGUAGAUUCCAUCGAUUCAAUCCUAAGCUAUCAAUAAAUGCAAAACCCUAGAAAAACUCAGAUCUCAAGAUAUGGCGAUGAAACGAAAUGGAAAGUCUCCUGCGUCUUCCGAGUCUGACGAAUCAGUGAUGUUCUUCAGAGAUGUCUCUCUCGGUCCCCAUGAAACCCGGUUGCGAUUCCGACUCAUCCAUUUCUGGGAGGCUCAGAACCCGGUGAAGAAGACCCUUAUUGGUCUGGAAAUGCUUCUCAUCGACGAGCAGGGAACUGUCAUUCAAGGAUUCAUCCCACCAGGUCGUAUUAAGAAAUACCUGCCUGAGAUGAAGCGAGGUUCAGUUUACGAACUCAUCAACUUCUACGGAUCGAAGAACAAACCGAUGUAUCGGGUUGCUGAUCAUAUCGCAACCGUGUCCUUCGCAUGGAACUCUGAGUUGUCGGUUCUUCACGACAUUCCAAUCCCUUUUGAUGAAGACCGUUUCAGGAUGCAUUCGUAUGAGGAUUUUGAGGCCAACUGUGAUCUCAAAGGUGACCUCUACGAUGUUCUUGGCCACAUGAAGCUGGUUGAUGGACAGGCUCUUACCGAGCGUCCCACCAUUGAUGAAGCGAAGCUCGCUACCACUCGGCACAUUAUGGUUCACGUGCAAUCACAUGAAGGACCUGUUAUGAAGCUUUACCUCUGGGACCAGGCAGCAACGGACUUCUGCAAGAAGUUUAAGUCCUAUGAAAACACUCCCACAGUUCUUUUGGUCACAGCUGUUAACACUAAACGUCUCGGAGGUAACCUGGCACUGAGUUCUAUGUCUCCCACACGGGUUUUCAUGGACUAUGAUGUGCAACCAACAAUUGAUUACUUCGCGUGGCUCUCCUCGAACCCAGAGAUUGCUAAGCAGGUUAGUGCAGAGGUGGUCACUAAGCGGGAGACGAUGACCAUAUCUGACAUCUUCUCCUACAUGACUCUGGAAUCUGCAAAGGAUGCCUUUUUUGAGUGCACUGCCACGAUUGAUGAUGUGGUUCAUGGAUCUGCUUGGUACUAUAUUGCAUGCACUGGGUGUCAUAGUAAGGCUACCAAAGGCGCAAAUUCAUUGAUUUGCACGAACCCAAGAUGUGUGAAGGAUACCACAGCUGGAGUUGCACAGUACCGUGCAAAGAUUUCGGUCUAUGACAGCAGUGAACAAGGUUUCUUUGUCCUGCUUGGUGAUGCUGGUUUUCAGUUGACUGGGAGGCAUGCAUCUGAGUUGGUCAGCAGCUACUUUGAGGCCAAUAAAGACAAAGGUCCUGACCAUGAAGUGCCUGUCCCGGAAGCUCUGAUCAGCAUAGUCGGACAGACCCAUAAGUUCUGUGUAAAAGUUACAGACCACAACUUCUCUGGCAACACCCGAGCAAUCACUGUGACCAAGAUCCUCCCUCCGGAGACAUCAUCACCCACAAAAGGCUCCGUUGAUAACGCUAUUGCUGCAACAUCCAUGGAAGCAGUGCAGACUGGAAGUGAAGUGUGUGGGCCUUCAAAAAGCCGUGGAGAUUCUGCAGAUGAAGAGAGUAAGAGAACGUUUGACAGUGUUGAUCCAGAGAAAGUCAAACGGGCAAGGUGUGAGAAAUAAUGAUUCAGUUCGAUAAUUCUUAAGUCUUUGCAUUGAACUUCAAGUACUAUGUUGGUUUUUGCAAGUUUGCUUCAGUUUGGUACUAUUUUGGUUUUUAACAACACUUUGCUUUGUUUCUUUUCAUUUCAAACUUUGGAUUUUAAUCGAUUAAACUAUCCUUCCUAUAUAGUUUACUCAGAUCAAUUGUUUUCAUGUUUAAAUUCCUUUAUAUACACCAACUGAUUUGGCCUCAUCAAUAUCUUGCUAGACUUAUUUAUUUCCAUAAUCCAUACACAAUUUGAACUCCACGUAGCCAUCACACACGCAUAUCACACAGCAUGAAGAUUUUAGAAUAUUUUACAUUUAUGAAAUUUCUUAAAAUCCCAUAUUCCUUAUGAUCCUAUAUUUAUGUUAAAACCAAGCUAAAUAGGAAAGUAAUAAAUUCUCCUUAAGAAAGUUUGCUUCGGACAUUAUAAUCCCAUAUUACUUAUGAUCCUUAGGAAGGAAAAAAGACAGAAAAUCAAACUCUCCCAAUUAUUCACUUGCGUUAGAAAGAAGGAGACUCGAGAAAGACAAAGACCUCAUCUGUUUCUUCUACACUUCCAAGCAAUAUUCGUCUGGAACAAGUUGGUGGUGCGGAUCUCUGUUUUACCGGUAUGGAUAGCCUCCCCAAUAAUCAGCCCAUUGAAGUGUCAGGUAAAUACCAAAUCCCUGCAUGAUUCUCUUAAACAAAAGAAAAUUAGAAGCAUCCCGUAGCGUUUAUAAUUAUUUUUUACCAAUGAGUAUGAAUAUCCAAACUAUAUUUAACCACAAGUUGGUUUGGAUGGCAGUUCUACUCAUUCGGCAUAGAAAGUUGCAAAGCAACAUUAUAAUUCAAAUUUUUUAUAUAAGAACUAUCCAGAACGUUUUAUAAGACUAAAUAAAUAAUACAAUGUCAUCCUUAUAAUUUUUUACGUUUUUUACUACGUUGGAAUUAUUCCUUAUGAAUAGAAGGGAUGAUUCUAUAGUCAAUGAUAUAUAGUGGCUAUGUAAAUCACGUUUUGUAAAAAACCAGUAUAUUGUAUGCUAAGUUGCUUCGUCUAUACAGACAAGCUUUAAUUAUAUAUAUACUUAAAUAUCACGAAUGUUAAUUUCAAUUUUUCACGAAAAUAGUAUAUAUAUUAGUUUCCCAGUCUUCACAGCGAUAUGUCUCGAGUUUUUUUUUAGUUUGAGUUUUAAGGACUUGAAAGUUAUAUAUAUAUAUAUAUAUUUAACUUACAUCAAAAGUAAUAUACAAAUACUGUGUUUCAGUGCCGUGCGAAGGUUUUUGGAGGCCCGAGGCGAGUUAAAUAAAUUUUACAUGAUUUUUUUUUUUGAAAAUAUUUUUAUUUAAAUUCGAAUUAUAUAAAGUUUUUUUUUUUGAAAAAACAUAUAUAUAUAUAUAUAUAACACUAAAAAGUUUUGAUAUAUUACCUUAACAUUUUCUAAAUUUUUAUAAACUAAAAACCAAACUAUAAAUUUUUAGCGUUUUGGAUUGAAAUGUUGGUCGCUGUUAAAAAUUUUAAUAUUAGCAUUUAAAUUAAAUACAAUAAACUAUAUAUUCAAAAUAUUAUAAAUUUUUAAUCAAAUUCUAUAAAUAUAUAAAAUAAAUUUAACUCAUAAUAUAUACAAAGAAGACAAAUAUGGAUCAAAUAUUUAUAGUUAAUUUGAAAUAGAAUCUUUAUAGUUUUAUAUAAAAUAUUGUAAAAUUGAUCACAAAUUAGUUAUUUUAAACACAAGUCAAAUUUAGAAUCAAAUAAUAAUAAAAAUCUAACUAAAAAAAUACAUUAAAUAUCAAGUAAUUUUUUUUUUUUUGUAAUUAGGGGCCCUAAAUAUUUUACAAAAUUUGGGGGCCGUAGGCGAAUGCCUUUUUAAAUCCAUGUGUGUAAUAAAUAUAGUUAGAAAUUCAUGUACCUUAUUACAAUUUUUAAAUCGAAUGUUUUUUAGUGACAUCUUCAAUGCAACACAUUCCCCAAAGAAUCCACGAACUUCAAGAAGGGGUUUCAGUGCGUCCUAUCAUAGUAUGUAUAAGAAAUGUUUGGGACAUCAAAAAACACCAAAUAGAUAAUACUCGAACUUCCAUCGGCUUCCUGUGCUACGACCACCACGUAAGCCUUUUCUAAACUUCUAUAUAUAUAUAUAUAUAUAUAUAUAUAUGUUUUCCAAUCCACCAUAUUUGAUUUAAAUAACUCACUGCUUACUUAAUUGGAUUGGCACACCAAAAUUUGAUCACACCCAGGGACAACUAUUAGAAGGUCGGGUCACCGGAGACAUUCAGCCAGAUGAUCCAAAAAACUUAACCGAAGGAGAUACAUAUGAGUUCUCGAGAUUUUCUGUCAUACAUAAUUCCCGACAACGGAAACUCACCCAACUGCCUUACAAUAUUCAGAUCAACCAAAAGACAAUAGCAUUGAAUGUUACACUCGAUUGUCCGAUAUUUCCAGUUCACAGUUUAUCUCCUCAGAAAUACAGAAAUCUAUUGCGGUUGGCCAUUUUGCCCACACACUUACCAGGUAAAUAUGUCAUCCCAGUAUUAAUUAAACAAAUAUGUAUAUUUAUUCUAAAAUAAAUGUGCAGAUGUCGUCGGACAGAUAGUCAUAAUACAAAAAAUAAAACCUCACCACCCGGAACUCAAUAUUGAUGCCACGAUUGGCCUACGGCUGAACAGGUUAGUUUAACACAAUAGUUAACAACAGAAUAAUUAUUAUCUUCAUACCACAUCUCUAUCUCAGGUCAACGAUCGUCAAACUCAUAUUGUGCGACAAGCAAGCAGCAGAUUUUAGCAUCCUAUAAAGUAAGAAAGAUAGAAAAUUUAAAGUUAUGAUCGUCACAAGCUUAAUUCCUAAACUAAUCCAAGGUAAAUAAUUCUAUAUAACACAUCAAAAAAUCAUACAUAUAUAAUUUUUUUAUUUAACAGCAUAAGAAUAAUAUCCAAUAUUUUGCAGGCAAACUUAUACUCCGUUCAACACCAGCAACAAUUUUCUACUUCAACAAAUCAAUUGAUUACAUAAAGCAUUUCAAAAGGCGAAUAAGGGAUUACGCAAAAACAUGCAGCACGGAGUGACCCUAUUUCAUGCAUCAUUCGGAUUAUUAUUCUCUCUCUCACAAAUUUGAUACCUAGAUUUAUUUUCAUAUAAAAUUGUUUUAUGAUUCCUUUCCUUUAAAACCCUACUUCUAUAUAAUACUUAAAAAAGGCGAUGUCUAGAUGUGAUUGAGCAAGAAGAAAGAAUAAUAGAUGAUGAAAUUUCAAAUAGAUUUUAAAGACCUUUAAUUUAUGUAAUAUUACAAAACUCCAAAUUCGUUUAUUACAAUAAAAAUUUUACCAACAUAUAUAUUAAAAUAAUAUUCUGAAACGAUAUUCAACUGUAAGUUUUCAACAAUUACACGUUUAAAAAAUAUUAUUAAGUAUGCUUCGUUUUUUGAAAAUUGGGUGUUUAUAUAUUAAAUAGGUUAUUGGAAUACUUUUUCUUUUGCUGAAUUUAUUCGAAAUAAGACUCCGACCUUUUGAAAUAAGAGAAUUUAUGUUAUAUACAUAAAUUCAGGACAAAACUCUAAAAUUUAUGUUAACGAUUAUCGAGGAUCAGGUGCUAACAACCGUCACACUCCAAGAUCAUAUUGCCCUGAUUGCUAAUUUAUUAUAAUGUAGAGCACCUACAAAAAUUGUACUAAUAAUCACUAUUUUAUAUGUUAUGUAUCAAGAUUUAACAUGAUGGAAUCUUAAUCUAAAAGGCUAUGCGAAGAUAUCAAAUAUUAUUUUAAGACUCCAACUUUAUGAAACCCAUGUCUAGAAAGGUCACUUUUUCGGGUUAUGUAAUUAAACGAUUUCGCAAUUAACUUUAGCUAACGUUAUGUCA